AUGACCGCUCGCUCCGCCCUAGUCCUUCUCACCAUAGUCGUGCCGGCGUACGUCUCAGCGUUGCAGGUCACGCCGAAUUCGCCGUGUGCCUCUUUCUGCCUCGACUCCAACGGCCUCGACAUCUCGGAUCCCAACUCGUCCAACACCAAGGGCAAGGACAUCACGUGUACAGAUGGCGAAUAUCAGACUGGGGCUGCGGGCCAGAAGUUCCAGCAAUGCAUGAGCUGUCUCCAGGACAGCUCGCUUGUCCAGGGGACCGAGAACGACCAAGAUUGGUUUCUGUACAACAUGAGGUACUCCUUUGACUACUGCAUCUUUGGGUAUCCCAAUGCCACCGGCGUCGGCUCCAGCCCUUGCACGACGUCCACCGCAUGCGGAGCUUUGGAGAAGGCUCUCACAGACGGCGAGCUGGACCCAGAAAAGUCAUCGCAGUACUCAUACUGUGACGCGGACGGCGGCGCCAUGCUCGGCUCGGCAUACGAUAAGUGCCUGUCCUGCGUCAGAGCGGGUGGUGAGCACUACUACCUCGCCAACUACCUCAUCGCACUCGAGGCGGGAUGUCGGCAAAGGCCGGACCCGGGAACGCUCGUUAGUCUCAACAGCACCGUCUUCACGAAAGGAACCAUCACGGCCGCUGACCCCAAGGACGCGGCAAAGCUCGCCAAGGAUGCAACGCCCGCCCUCCCCAUGACCGCCAUCGUCGGCAUCGUCAUUGGCGCCGUCGUCACCUUCCUCUUCGUGGCCGGCUGCACCUUCAUUCAAUGGCGCAAGCGCAAGGCGCGCAGAGAGGGCCGCGGCAUCAACCCGGACCUCUUCCGCCGCGCCAAGGGCCACCGCCCGGUCUCCUCGCUUUCCUUCCGGUGCCAGACCCACCUCACACCCAAGACGCCCAACUUCUUCUCCGUCGAGGAGGAGGACAUGCACGGCGAGAAGCUCCGGCACCAUCACGAAGCCCAGAACCAACAGCAGAAGCAGGACAUGGCUUCGAGCCCCGUCUCCAAGCCCAGCCUCUGGAUGCCGCACAACUCCAUCUCCUCCCUCCACGACGCAACCCCGGUCCCCUACACGGACCGCAAACCCACGCAGAAGGAAAUCCUUCCCCUCGCUAGCAUCACCACCAGCCUCCCUGCCAUCCCCGUCAAGGCUCAUUCCCCGCGCUUCAACUCGUCCUCUCCACAGGACGAUUACUACGCCACUCCGACGUCCACGACCUCGGCGGCGCCCCUGCUGCCCUUCAGGCAGUACGUCCCCUCAGAGCACGGCUCCCCGACGCCGCCCACUGGCCACGCCGCGGUCUUCAGCCCGGCGAGCACGUACGCCUCGCCGACCUCAGGGACCACCGCGAGCCCCCUGCUCAGCCAGGGCGGCUGGCCCGCGCCGACGACGACGCAUACCCGGCACGCCGCGCCAGCGGAGCCAUCAUUGUCGUUUUCGUUCUCGUCGCCGUCGCCGCCCGUUGGGGACGCAGCGCGGACGAUCCCCUCCAUCACGAGGGACCUCCCCCGCCCGCUGCCCAAGAGGAUCACCUCGCUGGGCGGCAGCCCAGUGGAGACGUCCACCAUACAGACAACCUUCCCGCCGCCCCCUCCCCCGCCCAAGAGGAGGUAG
Molecule: messenger RNA, 1608 nt
Organism: Colletotrichum graminicola M1.001
Lineage: Eukaryota; Fungi; Ascomycota; Sordariomycetes; Glomerellales; Glomerellaceae
Product: LPXTG-domain-containing protein
Exons: 3
Coding region: 1-1608 (535 amino acids)
Source: RefSeq, a predicted model, not a curated record